This is a messenger RNA of Ceraceosorus guamensis, 3919 nucleotides long. RefSeq lists its product as hypothetical. The coding region runs from base 253 to 3786 and encodes 1177 amino acids. The transcript is spliced from 2 exons. Lineage: Eukaryota; Fungi; Basidiomycota; Exobasidiomycetes; Ceraceosorales; Ceraceosoraceae. The record is from RefSeq and is a predicted model, not a curated record.
CACACGCGAUGGUCCAUCAUCCUUUUUCACUUUCACCUGUCGUGCCUGUCAGCGAAUCAGUCCAACGUCGAGGCAAGACCUAAAAGCGCCUUCGUAACCGGCUGCUCCCCUCGCGUCGCCCCCUCCCUCCCUCUGGUCUGGCUGCUCUUCAUCUGGACAAAGCAUCGGGCAAGCCCCGACAGCGCCAUUCGCUGUAACUCCAUUCAUCCAGAUCCAGGAGGCAGGGGCAAGGGGGACAAAAAAGGAGGAGCCAUGUCCACCUCCAGCAGCGUCAAGCCUCUGCAGGCUCAUGCUGCAGCAACACCGCAGCCCGGCCAAAGUGAAUUGCGUUCCUCGCUCUCCUCACACUCACAACAUCCUUUCAGGCUUGAAGUCAGGGAUGUCACACCCGUUUCCAUCUCCCUGCUCUGGUCCCUUCGACCUCCACCCAUCUCUGCCGCUUUCUCCAAUUCUCGCUCCAGGCCGCUAGCUGGCGGCAGCAACAGCAAUAGCGCAGCUUUGCAAAAUUCAAUGGCCGAUGCCGGACCCAGAGCCGGCAAUGUCAUCAACACCGCAAACCUUGCUUCCACCUCUUCCACGACAACUGCUGUGACAACAUCGACGAUCACCACCAGUCCAACAAUGCGCAGGAGAACAGGUACUACGAGAUUGAGGCUAAGAACUUCCAGUCCCAGCACCGCGGCUCGGUUAGCAUCGGCUCAGGCGAGUCAGCCUCAGGAUGGGGUCGACGAUGCAGACAAUUGGCCCGAUGACGGUGCUACGGCUGUGGACGUGGAUUCCGAUAGAGGGGACGCCGAUGAUGCUCCAAGCGGCGCUAAACCCGAGCAGCCACGUGCGUCUACACGGCCCCAGGGGCGGGCGCGCAAGAGGAGACCAGCCAACCAUUCCGAUCAGCGCGCUGCCGGAUCCGACUCAGAAACUUCCGAAACGGCGGGUCAUGGUGAUGGCACUUCGGCAAACACGUUGCCGUCCAGUUUGGCCAACAACACCGAGGAAGCCAAGAUGGGACGAGUGUUCGAUAGCGGAGUGAGCGUCUCUGUUAAUGGAGUGCCAUGGACUCACGUCGUUCUAGCAGAUAGAGGCAGCGAGGAGGCUGUCAUCGUUGUGUACGGAUUGCUGCCGAAUAGGGUGUACAGCAUAGACCUAGCGGUAGGAGGCAAGGACGAGUUCAAAUUCGCUGGUCCCCAGAUCCAAGCACCCGAGCCUGCCGCGACGGAAGGGCAAAAAUCGUCUGUCGAAGACAGCGUACAAGCCUUUGUCGUUCCCUCUCAAUCUGCACCUGCACCUGCGAGCCCCGACACUGCUGCACAGUCCUCAGCUCUUCCCUGGAGUAGGGGUGCGCCAGCAAGCACCAGCACACCGCCUCUUCUUUCGUCCGAAGAUGGAAGCGAGAGCGCAUCUCAUGCCGCGCUGCUCGCCGACAUUGCAGCAUCCAGCAACCUCCGCGAGGCUCUCAACGCGGAAUUGCGCAAAGCCAGAAAGGAAUCUCAAAGGGCCGAAGGAGCUCUGCGAUCGGAGAUUGACGCUCUCAAGAAGGGACUGCAAAAGCAGACCGACACAGACCACAGAAGCAGACAAAAAGUGCUUGCUUUGCAAGAGGGAAUCCGGCAGUCAACUUUGCAGGCAAAGGAGAUGGAACAAGAAGCUGAGAGCGUCAACAGUGGACACGAAGAGGCAUACGAGAGAGAGCGGCAAGCCAAUGAAAGAUAUGAGCAAGUGAAAGUAGAAGUCGAGAAGCGCGAGAGCGAGGAUAAGGCGGCGCUGCUGAAAGUACAGGAAGAUAUGAGGAACCAUCAAAGCAAAUUGAGCGCUAUAAACGAUGCGGUCGAGAACCGAGAGAGGGAGAGGAAACAUCUCAAAGACGAGAGGUGUUCAAAUCUGGAGCUGCAAAUAGAGAAGCUAAAGGAGGAAAUCGAGAGGAUCAGAAGCGCACCUUUGGAGUUCGUGCGAAGCCUGGACGCAGAUGCUUCUCAGUCACAAAGCUCGACAGGGUCCGCAAUGCUUGUAGCGACACAGGUCCCGGGCAAAGGCUCCACUGGUAGCGCAGGUACCCCAGGAGGACAGUUCAACCCCUCUGGCGGAGCAAGAGUCGCACCGCUAGGCGGACUCAUCAACAUGGCCUCCACGUUGGGUAAGAGGGCGCCCCAAGGGAGAUCGUCUAGCGGCCCCAAUGUGUAUCAUCCUGCUUCUAGGAGAGGCGCCUUUGUGGGAGGUGGACGUCCUAGCGGCUCCACUGGUCCGGAUAGAGUCGGAAGCCAUUUUGGGUCCAACAAUCAUCCAUCUUCGGAUAGCAUGACCCGCCACUUCGUAUCGGGCUCCGGAUUGAUGCCCAGAGAGCUCAGUGAAGCAGCGUCCUAUGUCCAGACCCACCAACAAGCCCCAUUCUCUUCGUCGACCACUUUGAAUCCUAACAAGCCCGAGUUCGUCCCAUCAGGAUCUAGCGUUUCUCCGGUGCUGGCAAUGCCCAGCGGUGCUUUCCCACUUUCGGCAAACAGCGACAAUACGUCGCCUCUGAAUCAGCCCGGAAGUGCCGCGGGGGCAAGCCUGCCCCACUUUGGAGGUGUCAACAACAAGAUCAACUUGGGACCGAGCGAUUCUUUGUAUCCUCACAGACUGGGCAGCAAUCUGUCCAACGCACCGUCCCCGCUCGGUGGUAAUUCUCCAAACCUCCCUUUCAACGUUCCUCAUCAUCCCCCUCAAGCUACUCCUCAAUCCGGCUCUCCCUUCAGCUCGUCACUCGUAGCCAAUACGUCCAGCGCAGGAUAUCUUGGACCUGCUGCUGUGGAGGAACCACAAAGAAGAAAAUCCUUUGGUCCUCUGGACUACGACGAUUUCGGACCUGCUGCGCAUUCACAGUCCAGUAACCCAGGUCAGAUCGGAUCGAGCGCAACAAAUGCUGGAGUUUGGAACGGCCUCCCCCACCUUACUGGGCUGCAGGCUGCCGCAUCUGCCACUAAUUCCAGUCUGACGCCAUCUGGAGCUGCGCCAGGAUCUAAUCAUGCUUCACCUUGGAACAACACAGUACAUCUUCCGGACACAGGGACGAGCAGCAUUCGUGGGCCUUCGUACCCCGCUGCCGACAUUUGGGGCCUUUCGAAUUCGUCCACUUCUUCACCUCUAAGGAGCCGGGCAGCUUUGAUGGGCGUUGGUCAACCGCCCGCAUCAGGAGCUUUGGCGCUGAAUCGAACGAACGCAAGCAACAGCGGCACAAGGCAAGUUUCGGGCAAUGCCGGCCCUGGAAGUAUGGGCUCCGAACCUGUCAGUCCCGUCAGCCCUAGGGCUUUCCCGUUCUCUUCAAACAUCAAGCCCAGCGGCGACAACAUCUCUCCAAGGCAUCUUGGGUCGUUUGGUCCCUUGCAACAACACCAACCUUACUCUGGCGGUCCCAUAGUAGGACAGACUAGUGCUUUAGGGACUCACCUCAAUAGCCCCGUCUUUCCCUCGAACGCUGGUGCCUUCAAUGAAAGUCCGACCUUUGGCAACUACGCCAACACGAGUGACAUUUGGUCUACUCCACACGUUCCCCGCUCGCCUGUCAAGCGCGGAAGCGGAACAAGGGGCAACGAGGGAGCAGUAUUAAAGGAAGGAUAUGCUAAUGCGGGAGCAGCUCGAGCAAGUGCCUCUGCAGGUGUAGACGCAGACCUCGGUGCACUUGGUGACGCAGAACAGCAAUCGGAGGCGGCCGAUUCUAGCACUGUAGGAAACGGCUCUCAUAUGGAGUCACAGGCCGCACACAGCUUCGCAAAAGUGGCCGCAGACGGAGCGAGGCGCGACGCUUCCGGCUGAACGCACAACUCUGCAAGCACGUCAUCACGGCCUCGCGCAGAUCUGAAUGGCCUUUCUGUACUCGUAUCAACUUCUCAGAGUGUAUCUCCUUGAACACGGAUUACAUGCGUGGGCUAGAAACCCUGUCUUGCAC